AUGCUCCUGAAGAUCGCCACUGACCACAUCGAAGACGCGUUGGACUGCGAGAAGACGUGGCGUGAGUAUACCAGGCCUCUUGUCAUCAACGGAUCCUCUUCUCGAUUUGUCCGUUAUAAUGUAGAUGUGGAUGGAGAUCUACCGGGUCUUGAUGAUGUCAAAGCUCUUGAACCACUCCAGGCUAAAGUGAUAGAGAAGUUAUCGCAAGAUGCCAUCAGCAUCGCAAGUCUGGCCUUUCAGCUCAUGGCUACAUGUUUUUAUUUCAAUGUCGAGCGCAUACAGCAAUCCGCUCAAAACACGGCCACCGCCACAGGCCGCUUGCAUUGCCGUUUUGCAGAUGGUUCCCUAGAAAUGCAGGAGUUGGGCAAGCUGAUCCGCGAUCGGUCUUACAGAGAGAAGGACCCGUUCUUCCUGGUACGCGAAAGAGGCGUAAACGGCAGAUCUGGUAUGCAUAACAUCAACCACGACGUCAUUGGAGCCAUGAUCAACCACGGCAAGUUCACGAUGCGCAAAAUGAAGGUAGAAUUGGGCAACAAGCUCUCUGAAGUCGAGAUAUAUCUUUAUAUGGAUGAUGAGCAGCAGCACCCUAUCAGCGGGUUUCCUCGGUGCUUGUUUGAUGACGAGCAAGACAAAGCCAAAACCUUGCAUCCUCAGGCGAUCAACACUCGUCGAUGGGCCGGAAGGUCCAAUAGUAGGAUCUACCAGCGAAGUCUUUGGACUCCACCCUCAAGAUCUAAGAUAUCGCGUCGCGAAACGAUUUCGCGCUAUUCCGACCCGAACCAUGUCAUGGGCCAUGCUACUCUUGAACAACUUCAGCGAACGUUGUCACCCCAAGACUCUGGUUCUGCUGAUCACGACGGUCGUCUACGAUCAACACCGACUGUAAUCCCAGGUAUAUGGGAAAUAGGUUCAAAAGAGGUCGUUCCUGUGAGCGAUGUGUUCGAGCUGGAGGGGGAUAAAUCCCAGUUUUUCCGGAACCCACCUCUGGCGUACGCUGAGAAACGCAAUGAUAGCAGCAGAUCCUGCCACAAUGAGAGCUAUGUAGCUUCCCCAUCCGAAUCUGACGUCAUUGUCGGAGAAGCUGCACGACCACGAGGCCAGGCUCCGGAAAUUGCAUUUGCAGUCAUUCAAAGGCAGGCUGAUGCAGUCGCUGCUGAGAUGCAGCUUGCGUUGAAUACUGAUGUUCUUGGUGUCACCGAGGAGGGUCCUUCAGAUGAUACCCCAGUUUCCCCUCCACCAGAAUUCGCACCUCUUGAGCGGGCGCCAACCCUAUCGCACACGCUUCCCCCUCUCGGUGCAUUUGAGCCCGUUAGGUUUUCGAUCACGGUGAACCGGAACACAUACGAAGAAGCCCCGGGGCUUGAAGCUGGGGCGCGGGGCUCUGGUCAGUGGCAUUGGGAUAUCAACUUCUAA
Messenger RNA from Ascochyta rabiei, 1413 nucleotides. RefSeq lists its product as uncharacterized. The coding region runs from base 1 to 1413 and encodes 470 amino acids. The record is from RefSeq and is a predicted model, not a curated record. NCBI's taxonomy places the organism in Eukaryota, Fungi, Ascomycota, Dothideomycetes, Pleosporales, Didymellaceae. The transcript is spliced from 3 exons.